CGUGCGAAGAGUCCGGCGUGUCAUUCUGUGGAAUCCGCCACCUGAAACACACUAUAUAACAGCAAACACACACACACACACACACACACACACACACACACACACACACACACACACACACACACACACACAUAAACUCUCUCUCUAUCUCUCUCACUACACACACACACACACACACACACACACACACACACACUCUCUCGAGUCUCUGCUGCAGCUCAUUCUGCGCUCGAUCAUCACACAGCAGAUCAUCUGUUCUUGAAGAUGAUUCCUCCUGGAGACUGUCUGUACGCUGGGAGGAAGAGGAGGAAACCCGUCCAGAAACACAGAAAACCAGCGGCGGUGACGGAGAAGUCCAACCCUUCGAAGCGGCAUCGUGAUCGUCUGAACGCUGAGCUGGACCGACUGGCCAGUCUCCUGCCCUUCUCCCCUGAGAUCAUCUCCAAACUGGACAAGCUCUCCGUCCUGCGCCUGAGCGUCAGCUACCUGCGGGUCAAGAGCUUCUUCAGUGCUGCUCAGGAAAACCCUCGUGAGAAACACGCGAGCGGGAAACAGUGCGACACGACGGCCAGCAGCGUCCCUGAGAGCCAGCUGCUUCUAGAGUCUUUAGCAGGUUUUGCGCUGGUGGUCAGCAGUGAUGGGAUGGUCUUCUAUGCCUCUUCCACCAUAGUUGACUACCUGGGCUUCCACCAGACAGAUGUGAUGCAUCAGAACGUGUUCGACUACAUUCACGUGGAUGACCGGCCAGAGUUCAGACGGCAGCUGCACUGGGCCAUGAACCCUUCGGCUCAUAGUGACGAGCAGCAGUGUCCUAGCGGCACGGGUGAAGAUUUGGUGGUCAGCAGUUUGUUUCAGUCUAAGGAGACGGGUGAUGUUCCUCCAGAGUUCUCCUGCUUCCUGAAGCGCUGCUUCAUCCUCCGGGUCCGCUGCUUACUGGACAGCACCUCCGGGUUCCUGACGAUGCAGUUUCAAGGCAGACUGAAGUUUCUUCACGGUCAGAGGAAGAAGACGGGGUCCGGGGCCCUCCUGCCUCCUCAGCUGGCUCUGUUCUGUGUGGCUGUGCCUCUGCUGCUGCCCUCCAUCACUGAGAUGAAGAUGAAGAGCGCUGUGAUGAAGAGCAAACACAGGACCCCCGGAGUCCUCACUUCACUAGAUCACAACGACAGAGCCGACCCUCUCAGACGUGCCUCGCUCCUGAGCAAAGACGGCGACAGGUACAGGAGCGAGGGACCCUACGGCCCCGAAGAGCCUCUGGACUUCUGUAAGACCAGCACUCAGAAGUUCACAAACCUGGACUGCGGCGCCUGGCCCUCGAGAAGCUCCUCGUCCCUCGGCAGACACUACGGUAAACCGUAUCGAGCGGCCCCGGGGUAUUACAGCUCCAGAGCUGAAGCCUUUGGGCCCCGGCCCUACGAGAGCGACUGCGCAGACGGAGCAAAGAGCCAGGGCUUCUGCUUCGAUGCAUACGACGGUCAGCCGGUGAUGGAGCCUGCUGUGAAGGUGGAGCAGGACUCGGACUCAGAGAACGGCUGCUCGUGGACACAGAUGAAGGAGGAGGCUGGAUUCGGAGAGCCGUACUCCUGCCAGCGGCUGAAGGGAGCGCCCUACGGAGGGCAUUAUUACGGAUCGACCCGAGCGCUCAAGUGUGCCCUGAACCGAGACACAGCCUCCAGCACACACAACACACACUGCCCCGACGCCUACGCCGACUACAAAGGGUAUGUCCAACAUGACUAUAAAGCGGGUUAUGAGUUCAAAGGUCACGGGCUGCUCCACUGCAUCAAGCAGGAGCCGGUGGACGCACCGCUGUGGCACGACGGCACACACUGCUCCACGAGCGCCGCUCACAAGAUCAACCCCUACGUCUUCAUGCAGUAGCUUCUCCAGUUCUAUCAUCAUUUGUUCAUGCUGUCUGUUUCCAACCCACAACCAACCUGUCACUUGCACACACACACACACACACACACACACACAGAGACACACAUUUCUUCUUUUAUUUGGAUCAACAAGAAAAGCAACAUAACAUACGUAACAUAACACACAGACACACACACACACAUUUCUUUUUUCAUUUGGAUACAUAAGACAAGCAACAAGACACGCAUGUACACACACACACACACACACACACACACACACACACACACACACACACACACACAAAA
Molecule: messenger RNA, 2165 nt
Organism: Puntigrus tetrazona (Sumatra barb)
Lineage: Eukaryota; Metazoa; Chordata; Actinopteri; Cypriniformes; Cyprinidae
Gene: ahrra
Product: aryl-hydrocarbon receptor repressor a
Exons: 9
Coding region: 265-1878 (537 amino acids)
Biological process (GO): regulation of transcription by RNA polymerase II
Cellular component (GO): aryl hydrocarbon receptor complex; cytoplasm; transcription regulator complex
Molecular function (GO): transcription cis-regulatory region binding; nuclear receptor activity; protein dimerization activity
Source: RefSeq, a predicted model, not a curated record